Molecule: messenger RNA, 771 nt
Organism: Salvelinus namaycush (lake trout)
Lineage: Eukaryota; Metazoa; Chordata; Actinopteri; Salmoniformes; Salmonidae
Gene: stc1
Product: stanniocalcin 1
Exons: 4
Coding region: 1-771 (256 amino acids)
Biological process (GO): intracellular calcium ion homeostasis
Cellular component (GO): extracellular region
Molecular function (GO): hormone activity
Source: RefSeq, a predicted model, not a curated record
AUGCCUUUGAGGACCGGACUUUUUCUUCUAAUGGUGCUGAUUGCAUCUGCAUAUGAACUGGAUCAGAACGAGUCGUAUUCACCCAGAAGAGCCCGCUUUUCAGCAAAUACACCUUCUGACGUUGCACGCUGUCUGAACAGUGCCCUCCAAGUAGGCUGUGGAGCUUUCGCCUGUCUGGAGAACUCCACGUGUGACACAGAUGGCAUGCACGACAUCUGCAAGUCCUUUCUGUACAGUGCAGCUAAAUUUGACACUCAGGGCAAAGCCUUUGUGAAAGAGAGCCUCAAGUGCAUUGCCAAUGGCAUCACCUCAAAGGUGUUCCCCACCAUCCGCCGCUGCUCCACCUUCCAAAGAAUGAUCUCAGAGGUUCAGGAGGAGUGCUACAGCAAGCUGGAUAUCUGCACUAUCGCCCGCAUCAACCCAGAUGCCAUUGGAGAGGUGGCACAGCUCCCAAGCCACUUCCCCAACAGGUUUUACGGUAAGCUCCUCCAGAGCCUGAUGGACUGUGAUGAGGAGACUGUGGAUCUGGUGAGGGCCAGUAUGGUGUCCAGGCUUGGCCCAGAGAUGACCAUUCUCUUCCAGCUGCUGCAGAACAAGCCCUGCCCCUCGGCUGCUGCUGCUAUUGUUGCUGCCGUUCCAACUGGAGUGGAGGGCCGUGGGAGCUUGCAGUGGUCCAUGGGUCCACACAUGUAUAAGAUCCAGCCUGGUCUACGCAACAGAGACUCUGCCAGCCAUUUAGGCAAGAAGCGUGCCACUGGUGACAGCUCCUAA